AUGGAAAAUCGAAAUGGGUCCUUCGUUUCUGGGCAGCCUGCUGAAUCAAGCAGUGACUCCACUGACGAUGAUGGAAGUGAUGACGGUGAUGCGUUUUCACAAGAUAAUAGCAUGCGGCGUUUCCACGAAUCUGGCUGUGGUUGUGCUAAGAAAUGCCACGAGAAAUUUGAUGCCUCCCAAAUCAGAACCUACACCCUUAAUACGCGGGAAAUGACGAGGGAAGAAAAACGCUCGGACUGUGACAUCUUUCAGCAGCUAGAGGAUAUUGUCAACAAGUCGUCUACUGCAAACGAGGCUGUCCGAUAUCCGACCUGGUGCUUGUGUGACUGGAAGACUUUCUUGUCUACAUCUUUUAAAGCAAUACCCGGGAUAAGGAAGUACCAGUACUUCAGGUUCGACUCAUCGAGGCCCGGCACGGUUUUCGCGAAGAAAGCAACGGACCUACCAGAGGAAGAGUUCUUCAUCAUGAAACACAGGAAACUCCCCUCAGCAGAACCGUGAUUAAUUAAACCGGCAGGGCUAUCAGAGAAUCGCGUGAAAUCUCUUUACAGAACUGUCCGACCAUUUGUGCGACCAUGUUAUCAGGACAUUACCUGUCCAACACCCACAGACUGAUUGCAUGUGAUUACAUCAUGUAUUCGAACAUCAACCUAAACAGUUAUUUUAAUCCAUGCGCGUGUUAAUGCAGGGUUUUCC
Messenger RNA from Dreissena polymorpha, 696 nucleotides. RefSeq lists its product as uncharacterized. The coding region runs from base 1 to 501 and encodes 166 amino acids. The record is from RefSeq and is a predicted model, not a curated record. The transcript has 3 exons. NCBI's taxonomy places the organism in Eukaryota, Metazoa, Mollusca, Bivalvia, Myida, Dreissenidae.